Messenger RNA from Lampris incognitus (smalleye Pacific opah), 2162 nucleotides. RefSeq names its product ets homologous factor (gene ehf). Gene Ontology annotation, cellular component: nucleus. Bases 255 to 1076 code for a protein of 273 amino acids. The transcript is spliced from 9 exons. Gene Ontology annotation, biological process: regulation of transcription by RNA polymerase II; cell differentiation. Lineage: Eukaryota; Metazoa; Chordata; Actinopteri; Lampriformes; Lampridae. The record is from RefSeq and is a predicted model, not a curated record. Gene Ontology annotation, molecular function: sequence-specific DNA binding; DNA-binding transcription factor activity, RNA polymerase II-specific.
GCACCGAGACUGUCACUGCGUUGGCACCUGUAAAUUCUGUUUUCUUUUUUUAAAGAAGCAAAAAGAACUCAACAAGUGCCCACGAGAACUAGUACGUGAGUGAGAGCAUUUGAUAUUGCAGAAACUUCAUCGGUCCCUAUCCAGCUGCGCAGAGGGAGACUCCGUACCACCACACAUCUGGUCACAGGCCUGAUUGGACCCGAUUCUCCAGUUCUGCUUUGGGCCAUGGUGCAUCAUAAUUUAGCCGGUGCAAUAUGAGCAUCACUCCCACCACCACCCUUGAGAGCCAGCUAUCCACUACCUGGAGCCCAAACGCUUACCCUGAUGUUUCAAUGAUGCCCAGUUACACAAGUCGCCUGUGGUCACAUGACUCCCAGCCUCAGUACUGGAGCAAGUACCAAGUGUGGGAGUGGCUGCAGCAGGUGAUGGACAUGCACCAGAUCGAUGCCUCCAACAUUCCCUUCCAGAGCUUUGACGUGGAUGGCCGCCAGCUCUGUAGCAUGAGCUACCAGGACUUCAUCCGCGUUGCUGGAAACGUGGGACCCAUCCUCUUUCAUAGCCUUACAGAGCUCAAAUGGGGUGGACAGCACCUUGUAGACCUAGGGCAACUUGACAUCAAGCCAACAGAAUUAGAUUUUUCUUGUUCAUUUCCUGAGACCAGCUAUCCACCUGCAGAAAUCUAUGAUCCCUCACUUCAACCCCUUCCACCUGUUGAAUCACCAACUCCAUCAAGCCCUGACAUUAAAAGGUCUUACACACGCCCUUAUCAGGUCAAAAAACACAAUCCUAGAGGAACACACUUGUGGGAAUUCAUCAGGGACAUUUUACUGAACCCAGAGCGCAACCCAGGACUCAUCAAAUGGGAGGACCGCACAGAGGGUGUGUUUCGUUUCCUAAAGUCAGAGGCUGUGGCCCAGUUGUGGGGUAAAAAGAAGAAUAACAGCAGCAUGACAUAUGAGAAGCUAAGUCGUGCAAUGAGAUAUUACUACAAAAGGGAAAUCCUAGAACGAGUGGACGGACGCAGACUGGUUUACAAAUUUGGAAGGAAUGCAAGAGGAUGGCGGGAGUCAGAGUGAAUCAACUGAAAAUUGAAUUAAUUUAUGUUUUCUUAAAUUUGUGUGUAUUUGAUUGAAAAGAACCUUUUUGUCUUAUAAGUUAAUGUUUUUGUUAAGUUUUAAUAAGAUAUAUUUGAACGGUUUACAUUGCUGGAAAUUGUACUUUUGCCUCAGUGAAAUUUCCUGUUUCUUUUUGGUCCCUUUGUGAUGACUCUGCACUGGGAUUAUAUUUAUUAGGCCAAAAAAAAAAAAAACUUUACUGAAUCCACCAGCAAAGUAUCAAUCAAACCCCACCUACAUUUGUUUACAUGAGGUCUCACAGGAGGAAAGUAUGUGAAAACUGUCAAAAAAACUAACAGAAGUUGUGUCUCUACUCCCACAUCUCUCACAGUUGCAAAAUCUGAAACCAAAUACAAGUCUUAAGGUGGGAAGAGCAGAUAUAGGAUUCAAAUCACCAUACCUCUGGUGGAAAAAAAGGAUACGUGUGUGUGUGUGUGUGUGUGUGUGUAUAUGUGUGGGUGGGUGUGUGUGGGUGGGUGGGUGUAUAUAACACUCAACAGUAGGGAAAGUGCUCAACAAAUAAGGAGCAAAAUAAUCCAGUUGGUCAAGUAAAUUCUUUAUGAGACAGCCAUGUACACACAUUAUAUGUAUCCAUCCAUCCGUCCUUUAUCCGAACCGCUUAUGCUGCUCUCAGGGUCGCGGGGAUGCUGGAGCCUAUCCCAGUAGUCAUUGGGCAGCAGGCGGGGAGACACCCUGGACAGCCCGACAUAUAUAUAGAUAUACAUAUAUAAAAAAAUGUGUGUAGACCUUUUGCAUAUUGAUACUGUGAAGCUGAAUGUUUGAUUGCAGCAAACACACAGUCAGCAUGCCAUAAGCACAACACAGUAAAACUAUUGGACAAUAAAUGGUUGGUGGAAAAAAAAACAGCUAGUACAGUAGCACAUAAACUUUGUGUGACAAUAAAAUUUCAAUUGUUGGUAUGUGUCAUUUUAGUAGCUCCAUCCUUUGCAUUCGCCAAUUAACAACACUGACCUGUAGAAAGAAUUAUGUUAAUGCCUGGUAUGAUGGCCAAUAAUUGUCUUAUGCUGUUUUUAUUAAAGAUCUUUU